AUGACAUGUGGCGUAACAGGACUGGAUAAAACCCCUUAUCCACAAACUGAAGGAAUACUAACAUUCAUAAAAGAAGCAAAUUUCACCACCAGUCCACCACCACUAAUGGCCACCACUUCUUCAGGUUUUAAACUAAGAACAACACUGCACUUGGCUGAGCUCUUCACUUCUCAUCCUUUACAAUCUAAUCUCUCAUUAAAUUCUUUAUCUUUAACCCGAGAACCUAAUACCCAAAUAGAGAUAAGUUCUAACAGCAAAAGCAAUGAGUAUGCGAUUUCUGAUUGUCGGAAAUGGAGGACUAGAGUUUCCUUCUUACAGGGUUUCCUGUCAAAAGAAAAAGAUGUUAAAAGCCUUAAAGAAGAACUCUUUGAGGCCAUAGCUCCACUAGAUCGAGGUGCUGAGGCUUCGCCUGGAGAUCAAGAACGUGUCAAUGAGAUUGCUCGUAAACUCGAGGCAGUGAAUAAAGUAAAGGAGCCUCUGAAAUCUAAUCUGCUGAAUGGAAAGUGGGAGCUUCUAUAUACAACAUCUCAAUCUAUUCUUCAAGUAAAGAGGCCAAAAUGGCUAAGACCAAAUGGAAAAAUUUACCAGGCAAUCAAUGUGGAUACUUUAAGGGCUCAAAACAUGGAAACUUGGCCAUUCUUUAAUCAGGUUACUGCUAAUUUAGUACCUUUAAAUGCAAGAAAAGUGGCUGUUAAAUUUGAUUUCUUCAGAAUUGCUGGUCUGAUAUCAAUAGCAUCACCUGGAAGUGGUCGCGGUCAGUUGGAAAUUACAUACUUGGAUCAAGACUUAAGAAUUUCAAGAGGUGACAGAGGAAACUUGUUCAUUUUACAAAUGGUGGAUCCAUCUUACAGAGUCCCUCUGUAAUAUACUAUUUGUUUUUUUUAUCUGAAACUUAAUAUACCAUUAAUAAAACCAGACUUUAAGAUACUUUUUAGCCCUUGUACAUGUAAUAUUUCUUUACUUUUUUAAGUUUAAGAAUUGAAAUUA
Molecule: messenger RNA, 987 nt
Organism: Mercurialis annua (annual mercury)
Lineage: Eukaryota; Viridiplantae; Streptophyta; Magnoliopsida; Malpighiales; Euphorbiaceae
Product: probable plastid-lipid-associated protein 4, chloroplastic
Exons: 6
Coding region: 1-864 (287 amino acids)
Source: RefSeq, a predicted model, not a curated record